This is a messenger RNA of Hibiscus syriacus, 1354 nucleotides long. Its product is annotated as perakine reductase-like. The coding region runs from base 98 to 1303 and encodes 401 amino acids. The record is from RefSeq and is a predicted model, not a curated record. Lineage: Eukaryota; Viridiplantae; Streptophyta; Magnoliopsida; Malvales; Malvaceae. Gene Ontology annotation, cellular component: cytoplasm. The transcript is spliced from 7 exons.
AAUUAGCAGUUGAAACCAAUCUUUCAAUCAUGGCAUAUUGUGCAACACCUCCACCAUCAAUAUAAAAAUGGUGUGGACCAAGCUGGAUUAGGUUAAAAUGAAAAACAAAAGGGUUGGUGGAGGAAUUUUAACUUUUUAUAGUAUAAGAAUCAGCAUCUUUAGACUUCGAUCAGGUCUUCUCUCUCUCUCUCUCUCUCUCUCUCUCUCUCUCUCUCUCUCAAUAACAGGAAACUUCAGUCAAGUUCUAGCUUGGUUUGAAAUGGAGAAAGUGCCCCAAAUUCAACAUCCAAGAGUCAAAUUAGGUAGCCAAGGAUUGGUGGUUUCGAGAUUGGGAUUCGGAUGUGCGGGACUUACAGGAGUGUUUAAUGCUCCUUUAUCCCAUGAAGAUGGAUGUUCAGUCAUAAAAGAAGCUUUCAACAGAGGUAUCACCUUCUUUGAUACAUCUGAUGCUUAUGGGGAAGAACAUGACAAUGAGAUCAUGCUUGGCAAGGCACUGAAGCAGCUUCCCCGAGGCCAGAUUCAAGUAGCAACUAAGUUCGGUGUAAUCAAAUACGAAUCCGAGGGGAGUCGGGUAUAUGAGAUCAGAGGAACCGCCGAGCAUGUUCGAGCUUGCUGCGAAGCAAGUCUUAAGAGGCUUGGUGUGGACUACAUUGAUCUCUACUUUCAACAUCGUGUCGAUACAACGGUGCCCAUAGAAGAGACGAUUGGAGAGCUGAAGAAGCUUGUGGAAGAAGGCAAGAUAAAAUACAUUGGAUUAUCAGAAGCUAGUGUCGAUACGAUAAAGAGAGCACAUAAAGUCCAUCCCAUCACUGCUUUACAAAUGGAGUAUUCGCUCUGGACUCGUGAAAUCGAAGAUGAAAUACUCCCUCUUUGCCGAGAGCUUGGAAUUGGGAUAGUGGCAUAUAGUCCCCUUGGUAGAGGCUUUUUUGGAGGGAAGGUAGUUGUGGAACCUAUGCCCAUUGGGAGCCAAUUGGCAAACCAGCCAAGGUUCAUGGGGGAGAAUCUAGAGAAGAACAAAGUUCUAUAUACCCGAGUUUCGAGCCUAGCUAUAAAGCAUGCCUGCACGGUUCCUCAACUUUCUUUAGCAUGGAUUCUGCAUCAGGGAGAUGAUAUUGUCCCAAUCCCUGGGACGACUAAAGCGAAGAACAUUAUUGACAAUGUCGGAUCCCUGGCGUUGAAGGUUAAACCAGAAGAUUUGAAAGAAAUUACUGAUGCUGUGCCUCUUCAUGAAGUGAGUGGAGGAUCAGAUUUAGGUGUACUCUAUAAAUACUGUUGGAAGUUUGCAGAUACUCCAUUAAAGUGAAUGAAAUGCAUGUUCAGGCAGUGAUUCUGGACUUGAUAAUCUCCCCCUUUA